AUGAUGUACCAGCUGUGCGUCUAUCUUGCCCUGCUCGGUGGCCUAGUUUCAACCUCACCAUUGAACCAUCACGCUGAGGAAGAAUACGAUCCGAUGCACCCUCAGCGGUUCCUGUUCGAGGAGAUACUGCCAGCAACAGACCAACGCACCAAGCGCUCGUCCGCAACAAUGCCGAAACUGCGCUUUGAACCACCGACCCUCACCGAACACCAUGCACAGUAUUGGAACAACCUCGCGCAAGACAUUCUCGACCGCCAGCUGCACAAGAACAACCUCAACCGGAAGGUGGCCAAGAAUGUAAUCAUGUUCCUCGGUGAUGGACUCUCCAUACCCACGCUGGCUGCCACACGCGUCUACAUCGGUGACGAAAGUACCGAGCUCUCGUUCGAGCGGUUCCCGUACGUGGGUCUCUCCAAGACGUACUGUGCCAAUGUGCAAGUCGCUGAUUCGGCAUGCACAGCUACCGCAUACCUGGCUGGCGUGAAGGCUAACUACGGUACGAUCGGGCUUACGGCGGCCGCUGCCCUCGGGGACUGUCAGGCACAGAACGAUACCGCCAACCAUGUACAUUCCAUUGCCAAAUGGGCCCAGGAUGCAGGCCUUGCUACCGGAUUCGUAACGACCACCGAGGUAACGAAUGCUUCACCGGCCGGCGUUUACGCCCAUACGGCGAAUCGUAACUGGGAGUCUAAUGACGCUAUCGAGAAGGACGGCUUUGAUCCGACCGUUUGCCAAGAUAUUGCCACCCAGCUUAUCCAUGGCCCUGUCGGCAAACAAAUGCGAGUUAUCAUGGGAGGAGGCCGCCGACAGUUCCUGCCCACCCACGAAGCCGACAUCGAAGGCAUCCGAGGCAAGCGUACCGACGGGGAGGAUUUAAUUAAACACUGGCAACAUCAUCACUCCCAUCACCGAUCUGCAUACGUGCAGAACCGUAUCCAAUUACUCGAGACUGACACGGAACGGGGAGAGCUGGACUAUCUGCUCGGGCUAUUCAGCAGCAAGCAUCUUCCCUAUCAUCUCGAUGCGGACGAACGGCAGAUACCCACGCUGGCCGAGAUGGUAUCGAAGGCGAUGGACAUUCUCGAGCGCAAUGACAAUGGCUACUUUCUAUUUGUGGAAGGUGGCCGGAUUGAUCAUGGGCAUCAUUACACUCAGCCGAUAAGAGCCUUCGACGAGACGGUCGAGUUUGCCAAAGCUAUCGAGAUGGCACGCAGCCGCACGAGCCAGGAUAAUACCCUGAUUGUCGUAACAGCGGAUCACUCGCACACGAUGACAAUGAGCGGCUACUCGAGUCGCAAAAAUGACAUACUCGGAGUUAAUAAUGGCCAGCGGGCGGACGACGAGCUGCCGUACGCCACCAUCAGCUACGCCAACGGCCCGGGCUACGAUCGAAACGUGCAGCGCGAAGCACGGCUCGACCUGAACCGGGUCGACAUGCGGGACAAAUCGUUCGCCUUUCCGAGCACGGUGCCGCUCGGGUUGGAAACGCACGGUGGCGACGAUGUGGCCGUUUUCGCCAGCGGUCCCUGGGCGCAUCUGUUCAGCGGUACCUACGAGCAGCAUUUUAUACCGCACGCGAUGGCGUAUGCGGCCUGCAUUGGCCCGGGGCGAACGUCCUGCACCACCAGCGAACAAUCGUAA
Molecule: messenger RNA, 1641 nt
Organism: Anopheles marshallii
Lineage: Eukaryota; Metazoa; Arthropoda; Insecta; Diptera; Culicidae
Product: alkaline phosphatase
Exons: 8
Coding region: 1-1641 (546 amino acids)
Biological process (GO): dephosphorylation
Molecular function (GO): alkaline phosphatase activity
Source: RefSeq, a predicted model, not a curated record